AGGAGACGGAAGAGGAACACACUAAAUAUUUCUCAAACAGCACACACAUCACAUUGUUAUUUCCUCUGCAAUCAUGACAACCUCGGGGGGAACUUUUGGCUUCUUCACCGUGCUACUUGCUAUCCUCUGGCUUCCAAAACAUUCAGCAGACCCAGUUCAUCUGAGAGCUCCAAGGAUCAUAAAUGCAGAGUACGGAGGAUCUGUGGCUGUGUCGUGUCAGUACGACCCACAGUACAGAGGCUACACAAAGUACUGGUGCAGGGGGCCAGUAUAUGAGCUGUGUAAGAUUGUUGUUAAAACGCCAAAGAAACGCCACAGUGACAGAUGCUCCAUCGUUGAUGACCGGGAGGCAGGAUUCUUCAAUGUUACUAUGUCGUCCAUUAGACGAAGUGAUGGGGACAUGUACUGGUGCGUUGUUGCCCGGCCUGGAAGGAACAUUUUCACUGGCGUCAAGCUUGUCGUCUCCAACAAAGUGAUGGCACCAACCUGCACAACGCCAAAAAAUGAUUCAGAGCAAAACAACGUAUGGUGGUGGAAGCCUCUUCGAUGGAUCAUCUUUUCUAUAAUGGUGUUUAGUUUAAUAUCAACUCAUAUAGCUGUGUGGAGGAUAAAGAGAGCACACAGUAUAUGUCACAACAGUGUUCCUCAACAAAAUUCCAGUAUUCAUGGGUGAAAGACCAUUAAAGAACAAGUGUGGAUUAUUAACAAAUAUUUCAUUACCAAAAUCCUUCAGUAGUCCACCAAUGUGGGGAUGAAAUCCUCCAUGCUGUGAAAAAUACUUCGAACUUUGGUUUUAAGUCCUGUGCAAAAUAUUGUAUGUGCAAUGUAAUGCAUGUCAACACCUAUUUGUAAAAGUGAACAUUGUCCCUGUGUUGACUGAAAAGCUAUUUCUUAAAGGUGGACGACACGCAGAAAUACUGACAUAAUACAUUUUCACUGAGCAUGCAUUGUGUAUAUGAGACAAACAAUAAAAUGAACACAUUAAAGGCCUACUGAAACCCAAUACUACCGACCACGCAGUCUGAUAGUUUAUAUAUCAAUGAUGAAAUCUUAACAUUGCAACACAUGCCAAUACGGCCGGGUUAACUUAUAAAGUGCAAUUUUAAAUUUCCCGCUAAAC
Messenger RNA from Entelurus aequoreus (snake pipefish), 1120 nucleotides. RefSeq names its product CMRF35-like molecule 7. The transcript is spliced from 4 exons. The record is from RefSeq and is a predicted model, not a curated record. Bases 74 to 673 code for a protein of 199 amino acids. Lineage: Eukaryota; Metazoa; Chordata; Actinopteri; Syngnathiformes; Syngnathidae.